Molecule: messenger RNA, 2187 nt
Organism: Parnassius mnemosyne (clouded apollo)
Lineage: Eukaryota; Metazoa; Arthropoda; Insecta; Lepidoptera; Papilionidae
Source: the annotation of a GenBank genome assembly
AUGGGAAAAUAUUGGCUGGUGACAAUAUUGCAAUACUUUUAUUAUUUAAGUCAUGUAAAAGGUGACCGGGGGGAUUAUAUAGGCUGUUAUAAAUUCAAUAUCAAUGAUGUCUUGAACACUCACAGUGGGCAAUCAGUUGAUGUUUGUUUAUCGGUAUGCGAAGAAGUUUAUUACAAGUACGCUCUCUUAGGUAAUGGCUCCACGUGUUUUUGCGGUAAUAAUCCCGGACAAUUUGAGGUACCAUCAGAAUCGUGCAAUACUCCAUGCCCCAAAAAUGAAACACAAAAGUGUGGAGGUGAUAAUGCUGCUAGUGUAUAUGAUACAGAUGUUAUAGCGCCGGGACCUCCGGCAUCUUUUGACAUUGUAAAUGUUACAGAAACAACGGUUCGUGUUCAUUGGACUGCUCCACAGGCAUAUUCAAUUAUCACUGGGUAUAGUAUUCAUGCGGUUGCUGUUGAAACAUAUGCAGAUUAUUCUCUCAUACCUCUUGAAUGGAGAGUAUCUAAUAGUACAUAUUAUUCAGAACUAUUAAAUCUGCAGCCUGGGUCGGUAUAUAAUAUUAGUAUUGCAGCAAGCAACUAUGAGUAUGAGGGUCCAAAUGUGACCAGAAAAGCUGAAACAAUCAUAGGGACACCCAAUCCAAGUCCACCUGAUAUCAUCAUAAAACAGAGACGAGGUGACCGAAUGGUAGUGCAAAUUCCUGAAGCUAGAAAUGUCAAUGGGCCUGUAUCUAGGUAUAGAAUAGUAGUGUCAAUAGAAUUAUAUCAACAAGGGUUUGUUGUAGAAAACCUGGGUAACUACACAUAUGCAAUGGAACAGGGAUAUCCAUAUUACAUAACAGCUGAAUUGGAUGGUGAAGAUAUUAAACAUGACUUCAUUAUUGGUGACCGAAGUACUUAUAAUGGUUUUUAUAAUGCCCCAUUACCUCUAACAAAUGAUAUUGAAGUAUCUCUAGGUAUUGUUAGUGAAAAGAACCACGCAAGGAAGGUAAGAUAUGCUGAGUCAACUAAAAAGAUUAUUCUAAACAUUAAUGAACCUGAAGAAACGUCACCAUUGGUAGUGGCCCUUGGUGCGGGGAUUGCUAUAAGCGUUGUACUAAUUCUUAUUGGCAUUGGACUGCUUAUAAUUCUCCGUAAGAAAAUUCAGGUAGUAAGAAUGCAAAGAGGGUCUCAUUCAAUGCCUUUAAGUCUGAGUGAACCUUGCAUAGAAAUUGAGAACUCAAGUUUCCUUCAAGACGAAGAUGAGAGAGUAGAUUACUAUGGUAAUUUAAAACGUAAAUUGUGGAAUAUACCUAGAAACCUCAUUGACAUUGAUAUAUCCUGUGUGGUUGGUGUUGGUAGCUAUGGAAAAUUUACAAAGGGGAGUGUACAACAACAUGGAGCUCAAACUCCGGGUUUAGUUCAAGUUAUAUUGGAUAGAGAACUAGAGAAGCAAGAUAAAAGGUUAAUGUUGCAAGAGCUAGAUCUCCUAAUAAAGUCCAGUGAGCAUCAAAAUGUUAUUUCUCUAAUUGGCAUCUGUGAGACAAACACAACACUAUUUGUAGUGUUGCAAGAUUCAAAGCAGACACUCAAAGAAAUGCUUUUACAGUGCCGUCAAAGAGAUUUACAAAAUAACAAGUUUUGUCUGAUUACUGAAAAUAAAGUUAUACAAGUGUGUGUUGAUGUUGCAUCUGGGAUGGAAUACCUACACAGUAAGAAAAUUUAUCAUAAAAGGUUAAGUUGCCGAAAUAUAGUCAUUAGUAAUGAUGGAGUGGCAAAAAUAGCUGGCUUUGGUCUUUCACAUAUACGUCCAUUACAUGAAACUCCCGACUAUACAAGGUGGAUGUCACAUGAAAUGUUACGUCAAACAAGAUUCAAUCCUAAGGCUGAUGUCUGGUCUUUUGGUUGUUUCAUGUGGGAAGCUUUAACAAUAGGAGGAACUCCAUAUAGCAACACUGUAAAUAAAGAUGUUGCAGCAAGAGUGUUAAGGGGGAUGCGUCCAUCACAACCUUCAUAUGUAAGUGAUGAACUCUUCCAGCUAUGUUUGCAAUGUUGGCAGGUAGAUCCCGAUGAGAGACCAGCAUUUACUUCUCUACUUAAUGAACUAGCUCCAUUCACAGACAUACCAGGCACCAGAAGUCUUAGUUUCACUCAUUACAAUGGCUUUACUUACGAACCAUAUGUGCCGCAAUAUGAAAUUGUUUCAUAA